AAAAAAAAUCCACAGCGAGGACAGAUGUUUAUGAACCGUCCAAAUCAAUCCCGCUGCAAAAAGAAUGUGGAUCCAGGGCCCCAUGUAAACAGGGCCGUGGCUCCCUUCCAAGCGAAAGUAGUGCGCAGGCGCAGGCCGUUUCUCCGGGGGGGGGAAAAAUGCUGUUAGACGUAGGAAGGGGAUCACCCUGUCUGUCCGAGUACCAUUUCAUUCCCUCCAUCUCUUUUUCUCUCCCCUGCCCUCUCCUUGUCCUCUCUGGAAUCCCCUCAAUUUAACUCCUCCUCCUCCUCCUCCUCCUUAUUAUUACAUAAUUGGUUGGAGGGUUGAAAAAUAUUUUGCCUCUUACUAUUCCCUAGAAAACAGCGUGCAUGUCUCCUUCCCAUUGCCCCAAGCUCCAAAAUUUCCCUCCCUGAAGCCUGACCAGCCUGUUGAUCGGCUUCUUUCCCCAUCCACGUCUUUUGUCUCUCUCUCCCGCCUCCCCCCGCUUUUUAAGUGCUAGCUUCCAACCCUUUGGCCGGAGAGUUUUAGAGGCAUUAGGACAUUAUCGUCUGUGGGAGUUCUAGGGGGAAGGAAGAGUGGCUUGUGUGUGAGCGUCUGUUUGCAUUUGAAGUGCGGGGACAGCUAGUCACAGAAGAGGAGUCAAGAAGAAGAAACCUCGAGCCCAGUGGGAGCGACUUCGCCCUUUCCCUCCGCGUCUCUAGCUCCGCGAGUCUCGCCUCUUCUGCGCUGGACUGCGGUGCUGCUGCUGGGCUUGCGGGCGGUACUUGCUUCGCCCCUGAGUUGCCUCCGGUGGCUGCUGCUGCUCUCUUGUCUUGCUGCCUUUUGCAGCCGGGAGAGCUGUUGUUGCUUUGCUGCCGCGCCUGCCUCUGUCGCUUCCCGCGUUCGCAAAAAGGCCGCCGCCGCCCAGCCGCCUUCUCUCUUCGCCCGGCUCCCGCUUCGCCUGGCUUCUCACAUGAGCAGAGCGAGAGGAGCAAUAGCGGCAGAGGCAGCGGCUGAGGAGCGUUCCUUCCCCGAGGUUUAUGAAUGGCCCAGAUAUGGAGGAAAUACCAUUUCAGAAAGUCAAGAAGAGCAAGAAGACGAGGAAGAAGCGCCGCCGCUGUUGCUGCUGCGGCGGCAGUUGCUCCUCGCCUCCCAGAGCCCCGCCGCCACCAGCUCGGCCGCCGCCGCCGCCACCACGGGCCGCCGGCAGUAGCGGCAGCACCUCCGGAGCGACGGCGGUUGUCGGCGGGGAUCCCCGUCCGCCGCAGCCUUUGCUGCUGGACGCCGUCGCCUGCGAGGACCAGUUCGACUGCAAGGAGCUCGAGUCGCUUUUCCAGAAUUACAACCUGAAGCUGGAGCAGACCUCGACACUCAAGGCGCUGGCGGUGCUCAUCGUGCUGACGGCCAGCCUGGCGCUGGUGGAGCUCCUGUCGGGUCCGAGCUUGACCAUCUCCAAGGGCUCGCACCCAGUGCACUGCAUCGUCUUCCUCUCCCUUUUCAUCGUCACCAACGUCAAGUACCUGCAAGUCAUUCAGCUGCAGCAGAUCGUCAAGCUCAUCUUGCUCUUCAGCUUCACCUUCGCCUUCCUCUGCUGCCCUUUCUCGCUGGGCGCCCACGGCACGGAGCCUCCCAGUGGCCCCGAGCAGGGCAUGUGGCAGCUCAUUCUGGUCACCUUCGUUUCCUACUCUCUCCUGCCCGUCCGCACCCUCCUGGCCAUCGUCUUCGGCUUGGUGGUGGCUCUCUCUCAUCUAAUCGUCACCGUCACCUCGGUCAGUGCGAAGAGACAGCCCCUCUGGAGGACGCUUGUGGCCAAUGCUAUCCUUUUUGUCAGUGUAAAUUUAUAUGGGGUCUUUGUGAGGAUUUUGACAGAGCGGGCACAGAGAAAGGCUUUCCUUCAGGCCAGGAACUGCAUAGAGGACAGGCUGAAGCUGGAGGAUGAAAAUGAAAAACAGGAGCGACUUCUGAUGAGUCUUUUGCCCAGGAAUGUUGCCAUGGAAAUGAAGGAAGAUUUCUUGAAGCCACCUGAAAGGAUUUUCCAUAAGAUUUAUAUUCAGAGACAUGACAAUGUUAGCAUAUUGUUUGCGGACAUUGUGGGAUUCACCAGCUUGGCAUCGCAAUGUACUGCUCAAGAAUUAGUGAAGCUUCUGAAUGAACUCUUCGGGAAGUUUGAUGAAUUAGCUACUGAAAAUCAUUGCAGAAGAAUAAAAAUUCUAGGGGACUGUUACUACUGUGUAUCAGGACUGACCCAGCCCAAAACAGAUCAUGCCCACUGCUGCGUAGAAAUGGGAUUGGAUAUGAUUGACACCAUCACAUCAGUAGCUGAAGCCACUGAAGUAGAUCUCAAUAUGAGGGUUGGCCUACACACAGGAAGGGUGCUUUGUGGUGUCCUGGGUCUUCGCAAAUGGCAAUAUGAUGUUUGGUCAAAUGAUGUGACUCUUGCUAAUGUUAUGGAGGCUGGAGGGUUGCCUGGGAAAGUGCAUAUUACAAAGACCACAUUAGAGUGCCUAAAUGGUGACUAUGAGGUAGAACCAGGGUAUGGCCAUGAAAGGAACACUUUUUUGAAGAAGCAUAAUAUUGAGACGUUUUUCAUUGUACCAUCUCACCGGAGGAAGAUAUUUCCAGGACUCAUUCUUUCAGACAUAAAGCCUGCCAAAAGAAUGAAGUUCAAGACUGUAUGUUACCUGCUGGUCCAACUCAUGCAUUGUCGUAAAAUGUUCAAAGCUGAGAUCCCUUUCUCCAAUGUGAUGACUUGCGAAGAUGAUGACAAGAGGAGGGCAUUAAGAACAGCAUCUGAAAAACUCAGGAAUCGUUCCUCUUUUUCUACAAAUGUUGUAUACAACACUCCUGGAACUAGAGUGAAUCGAUACAUUGGUCGUUUAAUAGAGGCCAGGCAAACUGAGUCAGAGACGGCAGAUCUAAAUUUUUUUACCCUGAGGUAUAAACAGAUUGAACGUGAGCAAAAGUAUCACCAACUUCAGGAUGAAUAUUUCACCAGUGCUGUAGUCUUGUCACUGAUUCUAGCUGCCUUAUUUGGCCUUGUCUACCUUUUAAUAAUUCCACAGAGUACCAUAGUCCUUGUCCUAUUGGUGUUCUGCAUAUGCUUCCUGGUGGCGUGUAUCAUGUAUCUACAUGUCACUCAAGUACAAUGUUUUCCAGGGUGCCUGACAAUACAAAUUCGAACCAUUUUAUGUGUUUUUAUUGUAAUUUUAAUUUAUUCAGUGGCACAAGGCUGUGUGGUUGGAUGUAUGCCUUGGGUCUGGAGUACUAAUUCCAGCAGCUCCAUAGUUAUCAUUUCUUCCAGUGGGACCAAUAAGACAAUAAGUGAACUUCCGUGCGAUGCAGCUUAUUAUGCAUUUCUCUCCUGUGUUGUGGGGACUCUGACCCUGGCAAUAUUUUUACGUGUAUCUUCCUUGACAAAAAUGAUCCUCCUGGUUUUUGUUUCGAUUUUGUACAUAGUCAUUUUGGAACUCAGUGGAUACAGAAAAGCAGUGGGGGGUGGCUCCUUUUAUAUCCGUGGCUAUGAACCCAUAUUAGCCAUCUUGCUGUUUUCCUGUGCUUUGGCAUUUCAUUCCAGGCAGGUGGAUUUGAAGCUACGUCUAGACUACCUCUGGGCUGUGCAGGCAGAAGAAGAGAGAGAUGAUAUGGAAAGAGUGAAAUUAGAUAACAAAAGAAUUCUCUUCAAUCUUUUGCCAGCUCAUGUUGCACAGCAUUUUCUCAUGUCUAAUCCAAGGAACAUGGACCUGUAUUACCAGUCAUAUUCACAAGUGGGGGUGAUGUUUGCUUCUAUCCCAAACUUUAACGAUUUUUACAUUGAACUGGAUGGCAAUAACAUGGGAGUGGAAUGCUUACGCCUGUUAAAUGAAAUUAUUGCAGAUUUUGAUGAGCUUAUGGACAAAGAGUAUUAUAAAGACAUUGAAAAAAUCAAGACAAUCGGCAGCACAUAUAUGGCCGCAGUGGGACUCGCACCAACUACUGGCACCAAGGCAAAGAAAUCAAUAUAUUCCCAUCUCAGUACACUGGCUGAUUUUGCAAUAGAAAUGUUUGACGUUCUUGAUGAAAUCAACUAUCAGUCAUACAAUGACUUUGUUCUUCGGGUCGGUAUUAAUGUAGGCCCUGUAGUGGCAGGUGUUAUUGGUGCCAGAAGACCGCAGUAUGACAUCUGGGGUAACACUGUAAAUGUUGCUAGUAGAAUGGAUAGUACUGGAGUGCAAGGUAAAAUUCAGGUUACAGAAGAUGUCCAGCGCAUAUUGAAGAGGUGCAGUUAUGAUUUUGUAUGUCGGGGUAAAGUCAGUGUCAAAGGCAAAGGUGAAAUGUUGACCUAUUUUCUUGAAGGAAAGGCCAAUGGAAACAAUUCACAAACACGAUCUUUAAACUUAGAACGGAAAAUGUACCCUUGUGGGCGAGCAAACAUUAAGACUAAACUGGGCACAAGUUGCCCAUCUAUGCCCUCAUCACCUAGCCUUUCAGCAAAUGCUGGGGCUGGAACACUUCAAGUACCAUCAACCCACACCAAUCAGACGCUUCAUUAUCUUCCUUCAGUGCCAGCCAUAAAAGAAGCAUGAAAGCAAUGAAGAUAUUGGUUGCGCCACUUGCAAUGAAUGUGAAAAGCAGAGGUCACCUAAAUUUUCAUGAAGAAGCUUAAGGCUACAGGAGUUGGUAUCAACCAAGAUGUCUACAAUCCAACCAAAGAGAACUUAGGAACACCAUAUAAGAACUUGUGGAAUGGAUCCAAAAAGGGCUAGCAGUUCUGUUAAGAAAAGUCUGCUGCUGAUUUUCUGAAGAGAAGUAAUUUUUUAUCAGCAAUUUUAAAGGGUAAAUGAAUUAACAAAAAAAGUCAUGGUGAGACUGAAUGUGUGUGAGAGAGAAAGAGAGAGAUUGUCAACAUUCACCACUGAAUUUUGACAAAUUCUGGCAUUGGUGACUGUCAAUAUUCAUUCAAAAAGUUGGGAGUAUUUGAUUUCUGACACUUAACAGCAACACACACACACGAUCUAGAGAGACGGUGUGUAUGUACACAUACACACACGUACAUUUCCUAUAUAAAAAUGGCAAGAGGUUUGUAGGUAUAGAAAUUUUACAUCCUGCAAUGUCAAAGAGUGAGAGAAUGUUCUUAUAAUCAUAUCCAGUGUGGUUGCAUCUAAAAUGUUUGGGGGAGGGACAUAGGGAAAAUAAGACAUAUCUGAGGUUAAAGAAAGCAUUAUAGAGUCAUUUACCACAACAUUUGAAAAACAAGACAUUGCCAGCACUUGCUUUAAUGUAGGAAGUAGCAAGUGCUCAAGUAAACAAAUGUGGUUCUUAAAAAUUACUGUGUUUUAACAUGUGUGAAUUGAGCUUCUAGAUAAUUUAUCUGGAAUAAAAUUAAUAUGCCUCUGGAUAAAUGCUGCUCAAGUGACAGGUGCAUGCAUGCCAAAAGAGUGUUGAGGUAUAGUUAUGCCUUUUCAACAGGCCAAGUGGCUGACCAUUUAUACAAUCUUUUAUUAGAAGCAUUUGCCAAGCUAUACGUAUAUAUGAUUCAAUUCUGCUAUGAAGAUUUUUUCUGUGAACAAAAUUUGUUACAUUCAUGCAAUGAAACAUUUGGAUCCCAUCCAUUUUGUUUGAUGCCAGUGUUUUGCAUAACUCUACUUCCGCACAAGCUUUGCCCUUGCCUUCCAUCUGGAGAUUCUCAUAGGCCAACAUACAAGCUGAGUCACAUUUUUUUAAGAUCAAACUUUUAACCUCAUAUUUUGAUAGGGUGGAUUAAUAAGGUACCAGCACAUCUAUUUGCACAAUGUAGAUUCCAGUAUCACAAAUGAAAGGAAUAACUUUUAAUAAUAAUGUUGCAAAUUUGACAUGUUUAGAGGAAAUGUUGCGGCGUGUGUGCUGUGUGUUUGUAUGCACACAUUUGUGCUUGCCUGCCUUCCCCAUUUUCUUUUUAUUAAGUCUCACUGAGUGCAGCCCAUCUGAAAUGUCUCCACUGUACAUCAUGUUGAUAUGAAUGGAAAUUAUACAAAUCAAACUUUCUCCUUGGCAGCUCACACUCAUUUCAAUGAGCUAUGUACAGAAUACAUUUUAGUGGUUUGCCUCUUUGGUGCUUAUUAUUCAGUAAGAUUAUAUUGAAUACCAAGAUCUGGGAACCUGGCAGCUACUUCUCUGCUGCGAUGUGACUGGGGAUUUGUAGAAGAGAAGGAGGAGGGGGCUGAACCCUUAUCUUUCCCAAUCCCAUUUUUCCACAACCAUCUCAGCCAAUUUUCCCCAGCUGGAAUCCAAUCACCAACAACCUGAGUGUUCCUUUUAGAGUCACCAAGUGUCUUACUAGCAUAGAAAAUGUCCAGAUGUUUGUUGAUUAUUUUUUCCCUCCCCCUUAAUGACAUUUGUCUUAAUCCCAG
Messenger RNA from Rhineura floridana, 6344 nucleotides. RefSeq names its product adenylate cyclase 1 (gene ADCY1). Gene Ontology annotation, cellular component: plasma membrane. The transcript is spliced from 20 exons. The coding region runs from base 1020 to 4541 and encodes 1173 amino acids. Gene Ontology annotation, biological process: intracellular signal transduction; cAMP biosynthetic process; adenylate cyclase-activating G protein-coupled receptor signaling pathway. Gene Ontology annotation, molecular function: adenylate cyclase activity. The record is from RefSeq and is a predicted model, not a curated record. Lineage: Eukaryota; Metazoa; Chordata; Lepidosauria; Squamata; Rhineuridae.